GUCGCCGUCGCCGCCGACGAUGCUUCCGUUCGAGGAACAGGUGGCGACGGACCUGGUAGAGGAUCCCAAUGGAGGGCUGGUGGUGCUCUCCUCCGGCCUCCCGCUCGCCUCCCUCGUCGCCACCCUCCUCCUCCACCUCCACCACCAAUCCUCUUCAUCCCCUUCACCCUCCUCCUCCUCCGGCGGCGGCGGGGGCGGCUGCUUCCUCAUCCUCUCCGCCCCGGACACCCUCAAGGACCAAAUCCGCCGCCGCCUCCUCGAAUCCCAGCUCCUCCAGGUCCACGACGUGGGCCCCGACGUCCCCGCCGCCCAGCGCCGCGCUCUCUACAACUCCUCCGCCGACGGCGUCGCUCUCUUCCUCACCCCGCGCGUCCUCGCCGCCGACCUCCUCACCUCCCACCUCCACCCCUCCCGCGUCGGGGCCCUCCUCCUCCUCGCCGCCCACCGCGCCUCCGACACCUCCUCCGACGCCUUCAUCGCCCGCCUCCUGCGCCAGCGCCACCUCCUCCCCGUCUACGCCUUCUCCGACCGCCCCCACGCCAUGGUCGCGGGCUUCGCCAAGGCCGAGCGCGCCAUGAAGAGCCUCUACAUCCGCCGCCUACACCUCUGGCCUCGCUUCCACGUCCUCGUCGCCGCCGACCUCGAGCGCUCCCCGCCCGAGGUCGUCGACGUCCGCGUCCCCAUGACGGGCCCCAUGGCCGGCAUCCAGGCCGCCAUCCUCGACGCCAUGGACGCCUGCCUCAAGGAGCUCAGGCGGACCAACAAGGUCGACGUCGAGGACCUCACCGUCGACAAGGGCCUCUUCAAGUCCUUCGACGAGAUCGUCAGGAGGCAGCUCGACCCCAUCUGGCACACGCUCGGCAAGAAGACCAAGCAGCUCGUCACUGACCUUAGGACGCUGCGCAAGCUGCUCGAUUACCUUCUCAGGUACGACGCUGUGACCUACUUGAAGUAUCUGGACACCCUAAGAGUAUCUGAAGGUGUCCGAUCAGUUUGGAUAUUGGCUGAUUCAAGCCACAAGAUAUUUGAACUCGCAAAGAGGCGUGUUUAUCAGGUUAUUAGACCGGAUGGCACAAAAGUUAGUACAAUUAACAAGGGCACACCAACAAAGAAGAGAAAGGUGGCGCAUGGUAGCAGCAAGAAAGGAAAAGAAACGGAAAAUGAGGAUUCCACUCCUAGCAAGGAUGACACUCAGAAGGUAAAUGCACUGGAAGAGGUUUUGGAGGAAGCACCAAAGUGGAAAGUGUUACGGGAACUGUUGCAAGAGAUAGCAGAAGAACAGAGAAAGGGAGAUGGUGUUGUGCAUGAAGAUGAAAGUAGUGAAAGUGGCAUAGUCUUAGUAGCGUGCAAAGAUGAGCGCUCAUGCUUGCAGCUGCAGGAAUGCAUAUCAAAAAGCCCCCAGCAGGUCAUGCGAGAAGAGUGGGAGAAGUACUUGCUUGGGAAAGCUGAGCUGCAUGGAUUACAUAAAAAGAAGAAGAAGAGACAAUCUCAGCAACCAAAAGGGUUUGGUGUCCUGGAUGGGGAAUUUCCUGCAGGGCCUAGUGAGAAUGCAGGGCCCGUAAGUAUUCGCAAUCUUGAGACUGAUGCCUUACUUGCUGCCGCCUCUGGUAUAAGCAAUUUAACCAAGGAAGCUGAUGCCAUCGAUGAUUCAGUUGCAAGCUGCAGGAGUGGUUCUGUGAAGGGAAAAGGAAAGGGGGUAUCAAGGAAAGUCCCAAAGAGAAAAGCCAGUAAUAGAAAAACUAAUAAUGCUACAGAAAAUGAGAAUUGCCAAGGUACUGAUGUGGAAGCAUCUGGUAAAAUAGACGAACAAUCUGAAAUCGAUGUCUCUAAGGAGUCUGCCAAAGAUGCUUCUGGUCCAUCCUCCACUGCUCACAAUGCUGAAGACUUGAUUGAUGCCAAAAUGCUGCCUCCUGUGCAAUUUUAUGCCCUAGAUAGUGACCAGCAUAUACUUGACACAUGGAAACCAUCUGUAAUUAUUGUCUAUAAUCCAGAUAUAACCUUUGUCCGAGAAAUUGAGGUAUACAAGGCUGAGAACCCAUCAAAAAAGUUGAGAGUUUACUUCCUUUUUUAUGAAGAAUCUUCUGAGGCCCAAAAGUUUGAGUCAAGCAUUCGUCGGGAAAAUGAAGCAUUUGAAUCUUUGAUCAGACAAAAGUCUCUGAUGAUGAUACCUGUUGAUCAGAGUGGCCGUUGCAUUGGACCAACUCUGGCAAAUGAGCCAGAACCUAUUUUAUCUCAGAAUUCAUUAACAAGAAAUGCAGGUGGUAGAAAGCCAACAGAGAAGGAGAUGCAGGUUAUUGUAGACAUGCGGGAGUUCAUGAGCAGUCUUCCCAAUGUACUACACCAGAAGGGUAUUCGGAUAAUACCGGUGACCCUGGAAGUUGGUGACUAUGUUCUUUCUCCUUUGAUAUGUGUUGAAAGAAAAAGCAUCUCAGACUUGUUCCAGAGCUUUGCUUCUGGUCGUCUCUACAAUCAGGUUGAGACCAUGAUUAGGUAUUACAAGAUCCCAGUGCUUCUGAUAGAGUUCUCACAAGAUAAGAGCUUCUCCUUCCAGUCUGCAAGCGAAGUUGGGGACGAUGUGUCCCCAACAAACAUAAUCUCUAAGCUGUCACUGCUAGUCCUGCAUUUUCCUCGGCUUCGCAUAGUGUGGUCUCGCAGCCUGCACGCGACAGCAAGCAUAUUCAUGUCGCUGAAAACAAACCAGGAUGAGCCUGACGAAACCAAGGCGAUGAGGGUGGGCGUGCCUUCAGAGGACGGGGUUGUGGAAGAUGACGUGAGGGCUGAGAAUUACAACACGUCCGCAAUCGAGUUUCUGAGAAGGCUUCCCGGUGUGACGGACUCCAACUACAGAGCGAUAAUGGACGGGUGUGAUAGCCUGGCGGAUCUGGCACUGCUACCGGUGGAGAGGUUAGCGGAAGUGAUGGGUAGUCAGAGAGGAGCGCGGACACUCAAGGAAUUUCUCGAUGCCAAGUGUCCCAGCAUGAUCUCCUGAAAAUGAUCAUUGCUGGUCUGGUGAAGUGAGCUCUAGGAUGAAGAGGAGUAGUCAUUCCUUGUGUGCUAUAUGGAUGGUUAGAGUUGUGUGCUUAGGUAAGGUAGGUAGGUUAAGGUUAGGUAAUCCGAAUUGCAACAUCACCACUAGUAUGAGUCUAGGAUUGUGUCAUUCGGCAAUAGAAUGGAGAUAUUUUGUGUAAUGGGGACCCGCAAAUUGCUAGAGUGGGCAAUUUCAUCCAAUCCAGACUAUCCAGUUGCAAAAUGUGAUUGCUCUUUGAAAAUCAAGCUUCUUUAA
Messenger RNA from Lolium rigidum, 3283 nucleotides. RefSeq names its product DNA repair endonuclease UVH1. Bases 20 to 2989 code for a protein of 989 amino acids. Gene Ontology annotation, molecular function: single-stranded DNA endonuclease activity; single-stranded DNA binding; damaged DNA binding. The transcript has 9 exons. Gene Ontology annotation, cellular component: nucleotide-excision repair factor 1 complex. The record is from RefSeq and is a predicted model, not a curated record. Gene Ontology annotation, biological process: double-strand break repair via homologous recombination; nucleotide-excision repair involved in interstrand cross-link repair; resolution of meiotic recombination intermediates. NCBI's taxonomy places the organism in Eukaryota, Viridiplantae, Streptophyta, Magnoliopsida, Poales, Poaceae.